AUGUCAGGAAGCAACGGACAACGUAGGAGGGCUCCACAGGUUGAAGAACAGGAGUUGGCAACUAAGACCCUACAAAUUCUUAACAAGCGCUUUUAUCUUGACGUGAAGCAAAAUGACCGUGGGCGUUUCAUAAAAAUUACUGAAGUCGCUGUCAAUGGACACAAAUCACGCAUCCUAAUGUCAGUCCCAGCUGCGUACGAGUUCAAAGAAAAAUUAGAUGAAAUUAUUGAAGCUCUUAGUACAUUGACAGAACACAAUUUACAAAAUGCUCAUCCGGACGCUUUGCUAAAAUCCGCCAACGUUGUAAAGGAUAAUCGUCGCUAUUACCUCGACCUCAGGGAGAAUGAACGUGGUAGAUUCUUGCGCAUUUCGAUGCUGUCUAUGGGUGUUCGUGUCACUAUAGUCGUUCCAGCUGACGGAAUUACUAGUAUGCGUGACGGAAUCGCUGAAUUGAUUGCUAAUUACUGCAGUGUUGCUGAUCUAAACGCGCCAUCUGAUUUGCCUGAAGCGAAAGUUAUGUUCGCCGGAAACAAAACAUUUUACUUCGAUGUAGGGUCAAACCGCUAUGGCGUUUUCUUACGUAUAUCAGAAUUACGAUCAAACUAUCGUACUGCAGUUACCAUCCCGGAGCAUCAUUGGGCUCGAUUCCGUGACAUCUUGAACGAAGUUGCUAUCAGCAAAUCGGAUACUUCUUCAAAUGCCAAAAGCAGCCCACCGAUUGUCAGUGAUUCUUCGAAAUCGGAUAGCACCAAUGGAGGAAGCGUUGGCAGUGGAAUUGAGCGAGAGUCAGUGGAAGCCGGUGACAACUCCAAGGCAGCACCAAAUUCUACCCCAGAACCGGCCGCUAUUCCUGUUGCGUAG
This is a messenger RNA of Rodentolepis nana, 861 nucleotides long. NCBI's taxonomy places the organism in Eukaryota, Metazoa, Platyhelminthes, Cestoda, Cyclophyllidea, Hymenolepididae. The record is from the annotation of a GenBank genome assembly.